AUGAAGUAUUUGCUACUGUCAAUGUCGACAUCGCCUGAAGAGGAAGAGGAAACUACUCCAAAAGCAAAGAUUGACACGGGAGCCCAAGGAAAUGUGCUACCCCUCCGCAUCUAUCGCAACAUGUAUCCCCAAAAUAUCAACGCCAACGGCAAACCAAGGCCAAGAACACUGAACCAAUCAAAAGUCAUCCUAGUAGCAUAUGGUGGCUCAGAAAUCAAGCACUUCAGUUCAGCCAAAAUCCCAUGUGAGUUCAAAGGCAUCAAGAUAACAGCAACCUUCUAUGUCACAGACACCAGCGCUCCUGCAAUCAUCGGUCUUCACACCGCAACUCAACUCAACCUUGUGAAAUUCAAUCUCAAAGUGAAAAAAUCUCCACAACCUGAACUUUGUGCUCAAUCAGUCAAAUCAGCACCAAUCAGAAGCAAACAAGAUCUCAUUGCACGGUACCCAGAAUGCUUUGAUGGAAUAGGAAAGCUCAAGGGUGAGUAUCAUAUCACCUUGGAUCCUACCUCCAGUGGUCCAUCCCCCACGCAAAGUACCCAUCAGCAUGAAAGACGAAACCAAGGAUGA
Messenger RNA from Pocillopora meandrina, 570 nucleotides. Lineage: Eukaryota; Metazoa; Cnidaria; Anthozoa; Scleractinia; Pocilloporidae. The record is from the annotation of a GenBank genome assembly.